AUGCUUUCGUCAUCCAAGCCGAACGACAACCAACGGAUUUUCUUCGAGGACAGAUUUUCAUCCUGGCUCAAAGCAGUCCGCUUCUGGGCUCUCAUGCAGCGUUUGAUUCGGAACGCUCAAGGAGCAAGGGAUAGGGUUUCGCAGGGGAUCUCAUUUCGGGCGACACCAUCACAAAGCAAAGACAUCUCUUUCGACCCGAGUGAACUGAUCUCAGCUAGGCUGUCGCUCAUCCAAAUGAUCCAAAAAUCAUACUUCAAGGAAGAAUUCGAAAGCGACUGCAAGGCAGUCAAACGCAAUAGCGUCAUCUACCAGUACAAUCCUUUCCUCGACGAAAACGGCAUCAUACGCUGUAAAUCACGCUUAGAGCGAUCCCCUCAUUUGUCUGGCGAUCAGAAAUUCCCAAUCAUAUUGCCAGGCAACUGCAAUCUAUCCAAACUCAUAGUCCAGGACAUCCAUGAGCGUCGAUGCUACCGUUUCGGUGGAAUGAACAUGGUUCUUCAGCUACUGCGCGAGGACUUCCUAUUGAUCCACGCCAGAAAGAUAACUCGCCAUGUGCUCAACUCCUGCGCGACUUGCAAAAUCUUUCACAGCGAGGCUGCCAACUCACCGACACCUCCGCUACCCCCCUUCCGACUCGGAGAAGCACCCCCAUUCUUCCACACGGGAUGCGACUUCAUGGGCCCAAUCAGGUACAAGAAGGAUUCCGGCGAGGUCGGGAAAAGCUACAUCCUACUCAUGACCUGCGCAGUCAGCGAGGCAAUACACCUCGAGCUGACAUUGGACCUAUCCACCGUCGAAGUCCUAGGGGCACUACAGAAAUUCAUCAAUAGAUUUCCCGUGGUCCAGACCAUCACCUCCGACAACGGUCUCUCCUUUCAAAGAGCCGCAAAAGAGCUGAAACUUAUCUACGAACUCAUCAAGGAUGGGGAAAUCAAACGCUGGCCGGCCAAUUCAUUCAUCGAAUGGGGCUUUCAAACAGCGGCAGCCCCAUGGUUCGGAGCAUUUUUCGAGAGACAGGUCCAAACCGUCAAAAGACCACUCCGAAAAAUUCUCGGCUCGGCCAUCCCACACUUUCGGAUAGAAGCGAUGGUUAACAGCAGACCAAUCACCACAGUAGCCUCAGGGGCAGACGAAGUGGAGGCCCUCACCCCGGCGAACCUCUUGUUCGGAUAUAAAGGGAAAACUAUAAUCCCAGAACACCUCUCGAAGCCCAAGAGUCCAACAGACUCCGACAAGGUCGUUUUCUCGAGGAGAUGGAAGUAUCAACAACGACUCCUAAGCUCCUUCUGGAAACGAUACCACGAGGAAUACCUACAAUACCUCGAGACAACCCACAAACAGAAACCAAUCUCGGCAAGGCCUCUGAAAAUCGGAGACGUAUGCCUACCCCAGAGAGAAAGUUUCAACAGAGCACUCUGGCCGCUGUGCAGAGUGAUCAUUCCCCGAAAACAUCAAGCCAGAAAACGCUAG
Galendromus occidentalis (western predatory mite) is the source of this 1470-nucleotide messenger RNA. RefSeq lists its product as uncharacterized. The record is from RefSeq and is a predicted model, not a curated record. Gene Ontology annotation, biological process: DNA integration. The transcript has 2 exons. The coding region runs from base 1 to 1470 and encodes 489 amino acids. Lineage: Eukaryota; Metazoa; Arthropoda; Arachnida; Mesostigmata; Phytoseiidae. Gene Ontology annotation, molecular function: nucleic acid binding.